Messenger RNA from Oikopleura dioica, 1113 nucleotides. Lineage: Eukaryota; Metazoa; Chordata; Appendicularia; Copelata; Oikopleuridae. The record is from the annotation of a GenBank genome assembly.
AUGCCUCCCGCAGUUACCGAGGCACAGAGGAGCAAGGAAUUUGCCAAGAUCGCCAGGAAAACGCAGCAAAAGUGCGGACGAACUGGCCCUGCUUGGGCCAGAUUCGCGGGUCACCGAACAACACUCACUAGAAAACCUUAUUUAUACUGUUCCGGCGAAUUCAGUUGCGCAAUUCAAAUCACGAGACAAAGCAGCAAAAAGCCCGAUAGCGACAUGAAUUUCUUCUUGACUCACCAACCCUCUCUCCUUCCCCUCUUCACUCUCUUCCUCCUUACGUCCGCCCAGUCCGGCGGCAACUCCUGCGACUUGAAGAACAUUUGCAAGACUAGUUUGAAUAGGGAGACGACCGAUUCUUGGAACGCCCAGUCUUGGAACAGUCUUUUAAAAUCGACACGCCCCAGACUCGACUUUUUCAACACCUUCAUCGACGGCUUCCUGGAACAGAAAACAGCCAUCACCAACAUGGACUACGUUCAUUGCCUUGUUAACUCCUGUGAAAAUGAGCCGAUGAAAGUCUUCAAACACCUGGUCCUCCAACUCAACAAGAUCAGCAGAGAGAGCAAAAAAAGUAACUUUUACAACGCGUUUACGAUGAUCGAAAUGGUGAUGACCAAGAGACAACGAGAAGACUUGCACUUUUUGCUGAAGCAACAAGCUAUGCGCUCGAGAAAACCAUUCCAUAUCCCGAGUCGAAUAACUGCGGAGAACCGCGUUUUCUUCAACGGAUGGGAAAAUGGCUUCGGUUCGCUGGACGAGAAAACUUUUAAUAGACAGAAUGAAGAAUUACGGAAGAUUAUUAUUAAAGAUUUCUUGCGCUGGCCGAUCGAGCACUAUAUGGAUUAUAUUAUCUCUGCGAAGGACGAAACAUUCUCACUUCUUCGAAACCUUUGCCCUGGGGGGAACUCUUUGGCCCGCCGAGCUUUGAGCCGCCGAGGAGACUGGAAUCAAAGUGUGAAUCUUUCCCAGAAUUAUUUCGGCGUCCGAUUCAGCGAUUGCGAGGCUCGCAAGUCCACAUGUACCAUGCGAAAUCGCGUCUUUGCCGUGGUAGCGCAGUACAUACUCGAAACCCGACAAAGCUUGAACUCCCAAUUCCUCAAGGACGUUUGCCAGUAA